Molecule: messenger RNA, 549 nt
Organism: Colletotrichum gloeosporioides
Lineage: Eukaryota; Fungi; Ascomycota; Sordariomycetes; Glomerellales; Glomerellaceae
Exons: 3
Coding region: 1-549 (182 amino acids)
Source: RefSeq, a predicted model, not a curated record
AUGCCUUCCCUCCGCACCGCAAUCACGUUUAUGCUUGCCCUCGGCAUCGGUAUCAACCCCACAUCCGCCGCACAUGCUGGCUUUCAUGUCCAGUUCCCAUGGCUGUCCCGCGGUCAAAAAAUCUGGACCCGGCCGGAGAUAGAUCAGUACAAUCCUUUCUGUCGAGACAUCGUACACAACCCCCAAAGAUAUGCCCACCGCUCCCGCACCUUUCUCUCCUUCUCUGGUCACCCUGGGGACCUUGUGACGGCGCUGUAUUCUCGGAGCAGAGUCCCAAGGGAGAGAAACGACUUUACUCACAUCAUCCUACAAGAUGUGCCCAUCCAGCCUUCGGGACAGCUGUGCGUGAACGUAACGAUACCGUUUCAGACCAAGAUUGGCGAGAUGGGUGUCAUGUACUUCGAGGCGAGGGAUCCGGAAACUGGGAACGUGGAAUACUAUUGCUCUGAUGUCAAGAUGGCCGACAUAGAGGCCCUCCCAGAAGAGCAUCCGGCUAUGUGUGCUGCCGGCAACGAAACCCUGAUCCCAAUGCCGGAUGAGUUUUUGUAG